AUGUCAGUUCGAUUAUUUCAAACAUUUAUUCAUACUCUGAAACAUAAUCUACCGAGACAUGCAAAACUUAUAAAACCAGGUAUUAUCCCUAUCAGAGCAGUUACGAUGAGUGUAGUUACUGAAGAGCUAGAAAAAGACAAUGACUUCGUAAACAAGCAAGAAACGCGUUUCCAACAAAGGCGACGAAAGCGACAGUGGGAAUUUGAUGAAAAAAAAUCUGAAAAUGACGAAAGUGAAGCUAAGAAAUCUUGUGAUACACCAUUUCAAAGAAUCAAAAGAAAGAAAAUGGCCAUGCUUUUAGGAUAUUGUGGUGUGGACUACUACGGGAUGCAGAGAAAUCCUGGUGUUCGAACAAUAGAAGAGGAUCUUUUAAAAGCUUUACAAGAUGCAGGAUACAUUACUGAAGAGGAUUUUGCAAAUCAACAGAAUGUCCAAUUUCAGAGAAGUUCCAGAACCGAUAAAGGAGUCUCUGCAGCGAGACAAGUUGUGUCAAUUAAAUUACCUCUCGAGGUAAACAUAGAGGAAAUCAACAAAAGAUUACCAGAAUGCAUCAGAGUGUUUGGUAUCAAGAGAGUAACAAACAAAUUUAAUUCUAAAUCAAAGUGUAAUGCAAGGACAUAUAGUUACACUCUUCCCACUUAUGUGUUAGAACCAAAAUUAUCUACGGAUGAAGAGAGGAAGCUUUACAGGAUAACAGCCGAAAAGCACACUUUAGUAAAUGAAUUGCUUGCUAAAUAUACAGGUACUAAAAGCUUUCACAACUUCACAGAGAAAAAACAUUACCAGGAUCCAUCAGCUUCCAGAUACAUAAUGAGCUUUUCACUGGACAGGACUUUCAUAGAAUCUGAGAUGGAGUUUGCUGAACUAUUGGUUAAAGGCCAAAGCUUCAUGUUACAUCAGAUAAGGAAAAUGGUGGGCUUGGUUAUAGCUAUUGUUCGAGGUCACACAGACCAGGGUAUAAUGGAAAAAGUAUUCAGCAAGGACAAAGUCAUGUUACCUACAGCGCCAGGCUUAGGUCUGAUGCUUGACAAAGUACAUUAUGAACGUUAUGACGCUCGAUAUAAAGGAUCUCAUGACAGUCUAGUCUGGGAAGAAUUAGAAGAAACUAUAGAAAAAUUUAAAAGGGAACAAAUUCACCCUAAUGUGAUCAAAGGUGAGAUAGAGGGAAGGUCCAUGGCAAUUUGGCUUGAGAAAAUCACUAAACACUCAUUCAAACCCACUGAAAAUAUCACUGGUGACAUAAUUGAUGAAGACAGCUGUGAUGAUGAUGAUGAUGACAAAUGCCAUAAUAAUGACAAAUGUGAUGAUAAGGAAACCAUAAUUAAUGCUGAAAACAUUGAAAAUAUAUCUCAAGAAGGUUGA
Molecule: messenger RNA, 1362 nt
Organism: Leptosia nina
Lineage: Eukaryota; Metazoa; Arthropoda; Insecta; Lepidoptera; Pieridae
Source: the annotation of a GenBank genome assembly